Molecule: messenger RNA, 2573 nt
Organism: Drosophila biarmipes
Lineage: Eukaryota; Metazoa; Arthropoda; Insecta; Diptera; Drosophilidae
Product: solute carrier family 35 member C2
Exons: 4
Coding region: 274-1710 (478 amino acids)
Biological process (GO): UDP-glucose transmembrane transport
Cellular component (GO): Golgi apparatus; endoplasmic reticulum-Golgi intermediate compartment; cis-Golgi network
Molecular function (GO): antiporter activity
Source: RefSeq, a predicted model, not a curated record
GCCAAUCACAUUCGGCGGGAAACCAGCCAACCGGUCCGCACUGCCUGUGUAUAAACAGUUGGCAGAAACGAAAUCGGAAAACAGAAGUUUUGGUCGAAAUGGCAGCGUAAAAACCCAUUAAGUCCAUUUCCAUUAUUGCACGGCCGACUCGGAACACAUAUACGCCUGCAGAAACGUAGCAGAUAGCGGAAAAGUGGCAAAACACCCGGAACAUAUUGAUACAUAUGGACGUAGACUUCAAGAUAAGGCAAGAAGUACUACCGAUAAUAUAGAAUGGUGGCCGCCAAGUACGAGCGCCUGAGCUCCAGUGGCGGUGAGGCGGCGGCGGCGGCGGCGGCGGGUGGAAACGGAAAUGCCAGCGAUGCGGAAGACGAGGAGAUCGAGCUCCAUUUGGCCCAGAAAACGCAGCUGAACAAUGGCCAUCGCUUGCGUCAGAGCAACUUCAAGUACGCCAGCGGAAAGUCCGGUUCUCUGGAGUCCCGUGGUGCUGCGGAGACGGCCACGUUGGCCCAGGAGGAGAACAUGAUGAUGCAGAUGGCCGUGGGCACGCUGGCCAUCAUCUUUUUGUAUCUAACGCUCUCCAUAUCGCUGACCUUCUACCAAACGGACAUCAACCGGCAGAUGCCCUUUCCCUUGGCCAUCGUCACGUACCAUCUGGUGGUGAAGUUCCUGCUGGCCGCCCUGGCGCGCAGGAUCUACAGGAUGCGUAUGGGCAGGUCGAGGGUGCAGCUGGACUGGCGCGUGGCGCUGCGGAAGAUGGCGCCUACGGGCGUGGCCAGUGCCAUCGACAUUGGGUUCUCCAACUGGGGGCUGGCCCUGGUGCCCAUUUCUCUGUACACCAUGACCAAGUCGUCGACCAUCGUCUUCAUCCUGCUGUUCGCCAUCGCCUUGGGUCUGGAAAAGAAGAGCUGGUAUCUGGUGUCGAUUGUGGGCCUGAUAGGCACGGGCCUGGUGAUGUUCACCUACAAGUCCACGCAGUUCAACGCCCUGGGCUUCUUCUUCAUCCUCUUCGCCUCGCUGAGCAGCGGACUGCGUUGGAGUUUCGCACAGUUCAUCAUGCAGAAAUCCAAGCUGGGACUGCACAACCCCAUAGACAUGAUCUACUACAUGCAGCCGUGGAUGAUUGCCUCGCUGGUGCCCCUGGUUUUUGGUAUAGAAGGUGCUCGCUUUGUUGCGGUUUUAGAAGACCUCCACAACCACACCUCGAAUGAGAUAACCUGGGCCAUUGCCAAGAUCACAGCGGGCGCUCUGCUGGCCUUCCUCAUGGAGUUCAGCGAGUUCCUGGUGCUGUGCAAGACCUCCAGCCUGACCCUGUCGAUAGCCGGCAUCUUCAAGGACAUCUGCCAGUUGGCCCUGGCCGUGACCCUCAAAAAGGACCAGUUGAGUGUGAUCAACUACAUUGGCCUGGUCAUUUGCCUGGCGGGCAUUGUAUGCCACCUGCUGCACAAGUACACCAGCAUGAAGGAGUCGCAGAGGCAGCAGAAGGAAAUGGAAUUCGACAACGACCAGGAGGAGUCGUCGCCGGGCGAGUACAAAUUCAACGAGGGCAGUGCCAUUGUGGGUGUGCACGUGAAAUCGCACUCCAAGCUGACGGUGCCAUUGCUGGAGCAGACCGAUUCGGAGGACGAGUCGGGCCAUGAUGCCAGCAACAAGCAGAACGCCUCCGAUGUGAUCUUCGAUGUACUGAAACGACGCGACAUGCAGCGAUGAAGGCUGAUCCUUGUACAGACGUCCUGUAAAUGUUGUAAAUUCAAACAAUUUUUUUGUUUACACCUCCCGUUCCCCACGAAACUACUUACAACGAUGCUGGGAUAGCAAUGCAGGUCUUGAGUAAGAUAGUUAGUCCGGAAUUUCCCAUUCCUUCGGUCACCGCUUCCCCGUUUUCCCCGAUGCAUUCCGCUUUAUGCAUUUACCAGGUAGGCUAGAUUUAUGAGAUAUAUAUUGCAGUGUGUAUGCUAUCCUGGUAUGGUUAACAAUCCUAAUUGAGUUGGUUCCGAAACCUCAGGGACGAAAAGUAAUCUCUGGACAGUAUUACAAAAGAAGGGCACUUAUUUAAAAAAAAUUGAAAAUUUGUAACCAGUAAGCACUUUGCUUCGCAUUUUUACCAUUUAAUUCACUUAAGAACAGAAAUCAGUACACAUUGUCCACUUUCCAAGGUUGCAUCUUAUUAUAUUGUCCAGAGUUAACUCAAGUCCAAAACACUAUCUCUCGUAUUCCUUUCGUAAAAACUCACUUUUAAGUACUAAAAACUAUGUAAAAAUAAGUAAUAAGAAAGCCUUAAUGACCUUUUAAUUGUUCCUUAAUUGGCAGCUCUUAUUUGACAUUCCAAAUUGACUUGUAAAUUCUUUUAGUUAUAAGAGAUUUUGAAUUUAACCGCUCCCGAAAAUGUCUGAUAAGAUUAAACAAAGGCCAUUGUUUUGUUUACCAAAUUAUAAAUAAUGUCUUUGUUGUUUUUAGUUGAUAGUGCUUCUUUUUUGUUGAGUUUUUGACAUUUUGUAUUCAUAAGUUUAUAAGAUAAUUUCAAAUAUAUAUAUUAAAUACAUAUAUAUUAAAGCAGAUUAAUACGAUUUCGA